GGACUUUAUCCCGCUGGCACGCGAUGGCAGGUACAGUUGAAACCCUUCGUGCUGACGCGACAUUACACGUCGAACUCCACCCCACUGGCACUUCAUCUGACGGCCACGACGACCACAAUGUUGUUCUGCAUGAGCCCCCUCUCGAUUUGGCGCACCCUGCCGAGUCGCACUCUGUGCAACCACACCACGCGGGGGCGACAACGACCAAGAAGAAAAAUCGUCCUCCCAAAGAACAGUCAAAACAGCUUCGAGACAGUGCGUCCCUCUCUACGCUGGCCAAAGAAUUACUACCCCCCCGCAGCCGAAAGAAACACCCGUACCCAGCCUUCCGGUCAACGUGUUUCACAGACAAGAUGCUCCAGCCCGUGCAUUACGACAGCAAACUCCGGUCGUCCAUGGGCACUGAGGCCGAAUCCAGGCGGACGUGGAGCACUUCUGGCCCAAGGAUGGGCUGUGAGCCACGGCUAGACGACUUGAAGCACAGCGUCAUGUAUACGCCCAGUUUAGACCGCGUGUACGAUACGACCGUGCAAACCAUGAGCUACCGCGUGCACAUGUCGAUGUGGGGUUCGUCGAUGUGGGACACCUCCGAGCGUUUCCAAGAAGUCCCUCGAACAGCCCCAACAGUCGGACCGGGCUCGUACAAUUCAGCCCCUUCAGCAUGGGAUCAAGAAACCAAGCACCCUCGUCCAUUCCCCGUGUUCCCCUACAGCCCUCAACGAGUCGUCACACCCUCCUCGAAAUUGCUCUCGUCCCCAAACCAAGUUUUAUCCACCCCAAUGACAUCGCUAGAAGGUUGGAAGCUUUCGUCAGAAAAAACUGUUUCUGCCCGUCCUGCGUUCGACAAAGCUCCUAGAAAGACAUGGGUGGACUGGGAAUCCACCAAAGCAGACCGCAUGCGGAAGCGGACACCGUCCACACCAACCCUAGCGCUGCCAAGUUUUGUAUCGGGGAUGCGAACGGGGGCCUGUCGAUCCCCCCCCAAACAUAGCGUCGGGACCUAAUUCAACGAAAAUUCCGUGUUA
Messenger RNA from Aphanomyces astaci, 1025 nucleotides. RefSeq lists its product as hypothetical. The coding region runs from base 24 to 1004 and encodes 326 amino acids. The transcript is spliced from 2 exons. The record is from RefSeq and is a predicted model, not a curated record. NCBI's taxonomy places the organism in Eukaryota, Oomycota, Saprolegniomycetes, Saprolegniales, Verrucalvaceae.